Messenger RNA from Symbiodinium necroappetens, 1839 nucleotides. NCBI's taxonomy places the organism in Eukaryota, Dinophyceae, Suessiales, Symbiodiniaceae. The record is from the annotation of a GenBank genome assembly.
AUGUUUGCAAACGUACGCAUCACGUGGCUUCUGCUUUGCUUCCCUGUGGUCGAUGCUGCCUUGAAGCUUUUGCUGGAGCCAGAGGAGAGACCGAUCAAGAUCGGAGCUUUUCAGGGGGUGGAGCACCGGUGGAAUGUGAACAAGUCGUUGCGAGUACGGGGGAGCAACGGCACGGUUUCCUGCAUGAAGAUACCUGGAAUGCUGCCAAGGGAGACGGCCAGCCGGCUCUUGUCCCUGGUCAAAGGCAGUGCGGCGUACGACCUCGAGCCUGACUCGGUGGAUCAAAUGCCAAGUUUCGAGUUCUAUCCCAUGGUUGCUGGGAAAUGGGUGGACGAGGCCCUGAAAGACGAGCUGGACGCGUUUGCGCAGACGGUUCUGCUACCUUACGUGCGCCAGGUCUACAGAUGCAGCCACUGCACCCUGGCUGACAUCCUGGUUCGAAGGUAUGUCGCAGGGGAGCGACGCACGCACCAGCUUCACUUUGAUAGCCAUGCCUUUGUCACUGUGGUCCUUGGCCUGAGCGACCCCUCAGAGUUCGAAGGUGGGCUGUACAUCCAGUCUGGACCGAAUGCCAGUUCCCGUGAGUUCGUACCUUUGGAGCCCGGGGAUGUUUUUGUGCACUCCUUUGACCUACAGCACGGGGUUCGUUUGUGGAAGGGGACUCGCUACAGCCUCGUCUUUUGGAUUAAGACGUCUUUGCAAGCUGUGGUGGACGGCACUGCGCCGUGGUAUGAGGUUGCCGCAGGACGUAGAGAUCCAGAUGCUCUGUUCAACUUGGCAGGGCAAUAUCUUGAGGGUACCUCUGGGCGAGAUGCCAACCCGAAAAAGGCAGCUGAACUGUAUGAGCAGGCUGCUGCAAUGGGACAUCUUGGUGCCCAAACACACCUGGGGCUUUUGCUUGCAGAAGCCGAUGGACCCGAUCUGACAGCAAGUGCAAGAUGGCUCCAAUCGGCUGCAAAAGCGGGGGACGUGCUGGGUCAAAAGAGCCUGGCAUUUGCAUAUGCAAACGGGCAAGGUGUUCAGCAGAACUUGACCCGCUCGGCAAAGUGGAUGGCGCGAGCAGCGGAGCAAGACGAUUUGGAAGCUGCCUACGUCUUAGGAACUAUGUACUUGCAUGGCCAAGGAGUCAAGGUCAGUCGUCCACAGGCCGAGCGCUGGUUGAGGCAGAGUGCCGAGGCUGGCUAUGCUGAGGCACAGCGGGAGAUGGCACUUUUCGAGAAGGACAAGGCAUCAAACUCACCUGAGGAAGUGAACUUCACAGCUGUUGCAGCUUGGCUCCAGCUGGCCGCGCGACAGGGUGACCGUGAGGCAAGACUCCUUUUAGCGGACUUGUAUUCCCGACAGAACCGACAUACGGAUGCCUUGCAACUCUGGCGGAAGCUGGCCAAACUGGGAGAUGCCCAGGCACAGUGGCAGCUUGGCAAGUGCUACGCAGAGGGACGGGGCACGAAGGCGAAGCCAAAGAAGGCGCUGGCCUUCUUUUCAAAGGCUGCCGCUCAGGGCCAUGAGGAAGCGGCUCAAGACCUCUCCAGGAUUUCGGGCUCCAUGAAAACGAGAAAGGGCAGCAUGAGGGUCGCGCAUGGGGAAAUUAGUCCGCGAAGGCCACAGUCCGAUGUCUCUCAUUGGCUGCCCAUGCCAUCGCCAAGCUGCUCAAGCCUUCAUAAGGCUGAGCAAGGAUUCAUAGCCAUAGCGACACUUUCCUUAAAGCUACGAAUGUCUCCGAUGCAACCGUUUGCCUGUUGCCUAUUUGCACAUACAGAGAGAGACAGGGAUUGCCAGCCGCGACACCCCCCAGGCCCUGUGACAGCUUACGAAGCCAUUGGAGGCACCAAGUCUUAG